UACUCCAAACUUGAGAGUUGAGGCAGCAGUGACUGGAGAACUUUGUUGGAUGUCACUGACAGCUUUGAUGUAUGUCCAUGGAUGUCGGGUUACAGAAAUGUGUGAGGAGAGGGAAAAAAGAAAAGCAUUCUAAGCAAUCUUUUUGCUCCCUUGUCUUGGAGGAGCUUUCUCAGGAUACCUUCUUGGGAGCUUGUGAUGGACACUGGCCUUUUUUCAUGAGAUUAUGGGCAAGCUGAUAAGCACUGACUUUACCUGAAAGCAGCUGGACCAGUGAUGAUGAUUCAAACUGAUUUUCAACCGUAUGCUGAGGAAAAAUUGCAAAGUUGAAUGAGUAAUACUAUGAAACAUUCAUACUUUCACCACAGGGUUUAAGAAUACUUAUCAAACCAUAUUAGAUGCACAGUGCUUGAAGUGGGACGGUACUUACUGAUAUGCAGCAGGCCUUCCGGCAGUUCUGUGCUAUGCUGUUUACAGUACCAGACAUUUUUUUGUCGUACCGGCAGCUUAGUACUCUUUUCUGACCUGCUUGAAAAAUGCUGGAUCACUGCCUGCUGCAUGGAUGUGGACACGCUGGAUCUCUCUCGCGCGUGAGCGUGGACACAUUGGGUCUCUUUUCACUUCAAGCACUGGAUGUAUCAUUAUAAAAAGAGUGAAAACUUUCAGGAGGUACUCUGUCCAAGCUGUAUACUUCUGUCUUUAUGGCCAAUAGUUCAAAUGGAACCACCUUUUAAACUACAAAUCAAUAAAAAUCUACAACAAACUGUGCAGAGUAAAUUAUUAAAAAAAAAAAAAAAAAACAUUUUCACAACGCAUUUUCUGUGUGGACAUGAUUUGGACUUCAGUGGACACGGAAGUUACGCAGCGUGAUUGGAAAAGGCGGUCCAAAGACGUGUCUACACGCAGCAAGAAGUUUGCGAUACAGUAAGUGUAUCAACAUUUGGUACAACAUUCAAAGGACAAAGCUCCUGUAUGCUAAUGUGUCAGUAGCCCAUGCUACAAUGGAUUUGAGGUGGAUGAAGAUAGACUCACCAGUCAAAGUUAGAUCUUCGAAAUAAUGCCAUUAUUUCAUUUGGAGUGGGAACCUUUGCAGAAAUCAUGAAUAUUGAAGAACUUCUAGCAACUUGCACACUACAUUUUUCAGGGAUUACCCCUCAGUAUGCUUUAUAUUGGAACGCAUCCUCCUCAUCCCUGUUUGUGACUUCUGAUUGAGUAGAUGAAGAAUUCCAAGUGGGAAGGAAUAGAUGAUUGCUUUCCGAUAAAGCCUUAAAUCAAGGAUAAGAUGGGAUAUCUGCAAACACUUUGACCUCCAAUAUGAUGCUUAAUACAAUGUGUUUUGUGAUAUGGAAAGUGAGUGGAUAUAUUGGUGUCAUGUCCUCAGUCAUGCAUUGCAUUGUACAAUAAUGCAAUUGAAGCUGGUAGAAUGGAAGAAGAACAUGAUUUCAAGAUUUUUUGGAGGGAAGUUUUUUUACAUUGACAAAUCAAGAAUUGUUGUUAAUGUAAGGAUCACUCGUAGACUGAAGAAACCUUCAUUUUGAUACAGCUGCCUGAAACUGUCACAGUACAUGGCAGUUUAUUCAAGAUUUGACUCAAUCAUUGCAGGGAUGUUUUUAUCCAGCUUACUUGGCAACAGCGCUCAGAUGGUUUCAUGUAUCCAAAAGCUUCCAUCCAGAAAUAUUUGGGUUCCUUUUCCUAUUUUGAAGAAAAUUAUCUGCAGGCUUUUUGGAGUGCAUUAAUUCUGAACUUCAUAAUUCGGUAUAUUUGGAGAAAUGUUCUGCUGCUGUUUUCAUGGAUUUCCACGUUUACAUCAUUGACCUGAAAAGUGGACAUUGUGGCAGAAUGAUUUUCUCCUCUACUUCUUCUCAAGAACAUGCAAUGGACAAGACAUGUUGGGAAGCACCCCUAACCAAACAUCCUCACUGCCUUCGGCGUUCCACGAAAAACACCAAACAAAGAAGACCAUAUCUAGCAUCAACAAUGGUGCAGAGACCUCUUCUGAAGAUGCAGUCCCAGAUGAAAACUCUUCUGCCAAAAGGCUGGAACUCUGUGACAACUGUCCUCAGUGUGAUUCAGAAGAAGUGUGUUUACCUGAAACCAACCAGAAUGCUGCGCCUUCUUCUGUGAAGGAUGACGCAAGCCUACAGAACAAAAAAGAUGAUCACAAGAUUGCCUUACUCUCUGGUCAAGAGGAGCCAUAUUUGUCACCUCUCAACUCAUCAAAGAGAUGUUUAUUUAACUGCUCACCUGAAGAUGAAACAUUCACUGUGGGAAAUGGCAAACGAAAAAGAAAAAGUGACUACAGUCAGCCUGAGGACUACAAAGGGUCUAAGAUUGGCUCGGAUUGGGAGGACAGAGGGAACAACCGGUCCAGUUGUGAGGGGAAAGAAAACACACCACAUGUCAACCUGUCCUUCCAGCCAGAGCAAAUGAGGAAGAAGAGGUUUUUGAAUGAAAUUCCUGAAACAUUUGGUCAAAAUUCAGAAGAUGGAAACUCCACUGCAAAAAUGCCUGAUCAGCCAUCUGGAGUGCAUACGUCCUGGCAAAGUAGUCCUGUUGAACAAAUUAAAAACAUUGCUGAUAGGAGCAUUGAAGACCUAAACAAUGACAUCAGUGAGCCAAUCAGAAUAAGCAAUUUUUCCCACUAUGCCAAAGUAAUUUAUUAUCUCAUCAUAUUUUGGUGGCAACAGAAAAAGCAUGAAAGGCAGGAUGUCACCAUUUCAGUUGGUGGAUAUUCAGUACGGUUGCAGGGAAGUGAUCUGUACUGUUGUCCAGUCAGAAAAUAUGAGAAAGAGAUACAACUUCACGACAAACAUCUUAAUUAUGCAAGACUGAAACCAUCAAAAGAAAUUGCUAAAAACUAUUCUGAUACAAUUUGGAACUACAUUAAGGGCAACCAUGACAAGGUGGAAUCUUGUGUACUGACACCUCAAGACGCCACUGCAGUGUGUGCUAUUUUGUUCUCAGAAGUUAUUAGGUAUCCUAGCAUGUUUUUCCACAAUAUUCUUUUGAUGCAUUGUUAUAAAUCAUGGAGUGAGUUUAGUGACUAUCAUCCCAUGGUAACAGGAGGUUCAUGGAAACAUCAGAGCAAAGAAGAAAAACCUCCAGAGAAAGUUGUAAAGAGAGAACAUGAAAACCUUGUAUUUUUUGCUAAGAAAAUAAUGAGGGAUGAGGGGAAAAGAGGCACUCUAUUUAAAGUUACCUUGCAAGUUUGAAGAACCAGAACCUUGGGAAAAUGUGUGAAUAACACACAAAUAUAAACUGCGGGGCUCUUUUUGAGAGAGGCUUUUGGGGUAUGGGAGCUGAACACGCAGCAACCCUUGAAGUUUCACCCGAAGAGAGGUCUCCUAAACCAAUGAAUAUUUUUUUAUAAUUUUUUUUACUAUUUUUAUUAUAUUUAUGAUUUUAUUUAAUAUUUAUGUAUUUAUACUAGCGUUUUACACUAAAUAUGUUAAUAAAUAUGAUUUAUUGACUUCA
Molecule: messenger RNA, 3471 nt
Organism: Carassius carassius (crucian carp)
Lineage: Eukaryota; Metazoa; Chordata; Actinopteri; Cypriniformes; Cyprinidae
Exons: 7
Coding region: 1884-3209 (441 amino acids)
Source: RefSeq, a predicted model, not a curated record